AUGGGUGUUUCCAACCAGCAACUGGAGACUGCUUUCAAUACCGGGCGCGUCGAUGCCCGCGACCACACCUACACUCAGCACGCUGCAAAUGCCUCUCAGUCCAUCCAUGCUAAACUGAUCAAGCGCAUGCGUGCCGCUCCUCGAAGCCUAGAAAUUCGCAUUUUGACUAGCGUACUCCAGAAUACCUCCUUCGAAGCCGAAUAUCUAGGCUCUCGCACCGUUCCAGUGGUGCUCUACCCUACCGACGAGCAUAGAGACCUUCGAGUCACCCCGGAAUCCAGCAGGUCGAUGUCUUAUAUUCGCAAGAGGAUCUUCCAGAGCUUGAAGAACAUGACGAGAAGACUGCCACAAGUCAAGUCUGAAACCCCCGUGAGAUCCUCGGAGGAAGGCGACGAGACUGUUGCCGAAGACAACGUCCCUGUGGAUGUUGAUGAUGCGACUGCCGAGGAGUACCACAGGUACGCUUUCGACCUAGGAUCUAAGGCUGAGAAUCUGGCAGAGUUUGAGAGACUGUUGUGA
This is a messenger RNA of Didymosphaeria variabile, 519 nucleotides long. RefSeq lists its product as uncharacterized. NCBI's taxonomy places the organism in Eukaryota, Fungi, Ascomycota, Dothideomycetes, Pleosporales, Didymosphaeriaceae. Bases 1 to 519 code for a protein of 172 amino acids. The transcript has a single exon. The record is from RefSeq and is a predicted model, not a curated record.